GAGAAUCGGCUGAUUUUUUAUGGUAUCAGCUUUUGAAAGAUGUACUUUUAGCAAUGCCAGAAACUGUUGAUUCCAAAAUUGAAAUGAUUGAUCGAUUUCGUAUAUAUUACAGUUCAAAAAACCCGACAUUUUUAACGAAAGUCGAUGAAUUUGAACAGACAUAUCAAUCAUGUGAUGCUAUUUGUUGGUAUACCAAAGAUUCAAUUGUGUAUCGCCUCGUUAAUCAAGCACUGAGAACAGAAGAUAUUGAAGCAUUACUGGCUGUACGCUAUUAUAUAUCGGAUCUUUGUACAUGUUUGAAAAAAGAAUGUGAAAAGUUAAAAGUUCAAGGCCUUGAUGUCUUGACUGUUUAUCGAGGACAAUUUUUACCUACAGAAGACAUUGAUAAAUUACAACAAAGUGUUGGACAAUUAAUAUCGGCAAAUGGUUUUCUAUCAACCACUCGCUCGCUAAUAGUUGCUGAAAUCUAUGCGGGUCCGGAACAUAGCGAAAUGCCUCACGAAGAAGAAGUUUUAUUUGAUCUUGGAACUAUAUUUCGUGUAGAAAAAGUGUAUUUCGAUAAGAGUAGUGGCUUUUGGAAAGUGAAUCUAGUUGCUGCCGAUGAAACAGAAAAUUUAACAAACAAUUUUAUGAGACAAAGACGUGAUCGUAAUUAUACUCAAGCAUUAGAUCAUUUCCAAAAAAGACUGACUAUUUAUGAAAAAUGGACGACAUAUGACGAUCGAGCUUUAGCUGAAAGUCAUUCUAGUCUUGGUCGUAUUUAUCUAGAAAUCAAACAUUAUGAACAAGCUUUUGAACAUUUGCAAAUAACAUUAGAGCUAUACAAAAAAUCUUUACCAACACAUCAUUCAGCACUUAGUAGUACCUAUCGAGAUUUGGCAAAUAUAUGUCAUUGUACUAAAAAGUAUGAUUUAGCUUUGGAAUAUUAUUUAAAAGCAGAAGAAUCAGCACCUACCUUAAAAAAAUUUACAGAUAAUUCUGUUCUUCUGUCAGCUCAUUUAUGCAGCUUAGCAGGCAAUUGCUAUUUACAUAAAAAUGAAAAUACCCUUGCCGAGCAGUAUUUUAGAACGUCUCUUGCGUUAUAUGAAAAAUGUCGCUCAUCUGUAAAAGGUGAAAACCUACUGAUUGAUAUUCAAUGGAAUAUGGGCGUUGUGUUUAGUCGAAAGCGAGAGUUUUAUUCGGCUUUGGAACAUUACAAAGAGUCACUCGUGUUAGUGGAAAGAAUAAUGCCUGAUGAACGUAUUCGAAUUGCAGAGCUGAAUGAUGGUAUCGGUGUAUGUUAUGAAAAGAUAGGCCAAUAUGAUCUUUGUAUUGAACAUGCACAAAAAUCAUUAGAAAUUUAUGAACAAUGUAUUCCACCAGAUGUCGAAAAACUGACAGAUAUGCAUAAUACAGUUGCUUGGUGUUACUGUAUGAAACACGAAUAUUUGCUUGCUAUUAAACAUCGAAAACAAUCUUUGUUCUUAGAAGAACAAAAAGUGCCAAGAAAUGUAGCACAAAUUGCUGGUUUGCACACGAGCAUCGGUUGGUCAUAUCAUUUAAAUGGAGACUACAAUUCAGCUAUUGAUUAUUGCAUAAAAUCUUUACACAUAUUCGAAAAACAUGAACUAAAUGAUCAUGUAGAAUAUGGAAAUGUUCUAAGCACAUUAGGUGUGAUAUAUUUCAAAAUGAAAGAUUUCGAGCGCGCGUUCAAAUUUUGCUCAAAAUCAAUGGAAAUAUUUAGCAUAAAUCGAAAUAUGGAAAGUGAACAUCCAGCUAUUGCUGACAAUUAUGAAACACUUGGUAAUAUCCAUUUUAUAAACAAAAAACAGACUCCUGCUUUCAAUUCCUACGUUUUAGCAUUACACUUAUUGAAGAAAAUACUGCCACUAGGACACGAGUAUAUAGCACGUCUACGAACUUCGCUUUCUCAAAUUACAGAAGUGGAGUUUUAGUUAAUCAGAAAAUGUAUGUCUUAUGAUUAUCAGUGACUGUGAACUAUAGUUACAGAUAUGGUUAUUCUGAUCACCAAUCGAGCCCCUAUUCUUUCUAAUUUUUUAAUUGUUGCUUAAAGCUUUUUUGUGAAACACGAUCUGAAAGGAGUGUUGAAGUGUUUAGGGGUAGAAAUUUGCACC
Rotaria sp. Silwood1 is the source of this 2114-nucleotide messenger RNA. The record is from the annotation of a GenBank genome assembly. Lineage: Eukaryota; Metazoa; Rotifera; Eurotatoria; Philodinida; Philodinidae.